GUUAAGCUCUCCAAUAUGGAAAUUUGGUGGUGGUUAGGUUUAUUCUGUUGUUCGCUACUGUUCAACCAUAGUCACAGUCAAAAUUACGCAGGAUGUGAUAUAACUUACAAUUAUGCCUCCUACUCGGUGGGAUAUAUUCAAUCGCCGAAUUGGAGCAACUACUACAAACCUGGAACGAACUGCCGAUUUACGAUCCAGGCUCCUCCAAGGCACUACCUUUACAUGCAGUGCUACGAUAUGUAUCUCCCAUCCACCUACGGAUGUUACUACGAUAAGCUGCAGGUGUCGUUGACUGGCGAUUCGACUUUGACUGGAUCGCAGAUCUACUGCGGUUCAACUCCGUUCAACGUAGCAUCGAGUGGAAACAAACUGGUGGUGGCACUGCAGACUUCUCCAUAUCUGAGUGGAGGACGCUUCCGGUGUCAGGUCACCGCCAUACCGCGAAAGUGCAACUGUGGAAGCCGCAAGACGCCCCUUAUCGUCGGCGGAGUGUCCACUCAAGCAAACGAGUUUCCCAUGAUGGCUGCCCUUAUUGAGGUAUCGUCCAAGUCUCUCGUGUGUGGGGCUACAAUUAUUACCAACCGGCACGCCCUUACGGCUGCACACUGCAUCUCCGGACGCUCCAUCACGAACAGUGCCCUACUGGUAGGAGACCAGAACAUGAAAACCGGUACGGACACAGCAUUCGCCAAACUUAUGCUAAUUUCCACCUUUACCGUUCAUGGACAAUACAAUGCCAACGCCAAAACCAAUGACAUCGCCUUGAUUCGAACGGUGGACGAAAUCGUCUUCAACGCUGGAGUCAGUCGAGCUUGCCUCCCGUAUAUCUACGCUGGUGCCAGCUUCAAUAACAUCUACCUCGAAGCUCUCGGCUGGGGAACGCUGGACUUUGGUGGUCCUCAGGCGACCGAUCUCCAGAAAGUCAGUCUUCAAGUGAUGGAUCUCACAACUUGUCGAAGUCAGCUAUCCCCACAAAGCUCGGUCCAGGAUACUCAAAUUUGCACCUACACUGCCGGAAAGGACAGCUGCCAGUACGAUUCCGGUGGCCCUCUGCUCUAUACUGACCAAUCCGGAGGUGUCGUGUACGCCAUCGGCGUCACCAACUACGGCAUCACGUGCGCCUCCAAGUAUCCUAGCGUCAGCGCCCGGGUCGCUUCCUAUCUAAGCUGGAUCGAAACUAACACCGGGUACGACUUUUGCGAGAAAGUGUAAUAAAAAUGUACGGUCUGAAACUAUCGAGAAAAAAAAACCCGGCAGAAAUAAAACACGACAACGGAAAUAAAAAGCAUUUGCUGUGUUAAAAGUGCUUUUAAAAAUAA
Molecule: messenger RNA, 1319 nt
Organism: Ochlerotatus camptorhynchus
Lineage: Eukaryota; Metazoa; Arthropoda; Insecta; Diptera; Culicidae
Product: venom serine protease-like
Exons: 3
Coding region: 16-1212 (398 amino acids)
Biological process (GO): proteolysis
Molecular function (GO): serine-type endopeptidase activity
Source: RefSeq, a predicted model, not a curated record